GCACUGUUUUCAAUACAAAGAUAUUCCAAACAAAGAAAUUUUAAUUCGAACGCAUAGUUUUCUAUUCACUGAUCACAAUUCUAACAAAAAUAUUGGAACUCUUUUAAUUUGCCCUUGGAUACAUGAUCAGCUGAGGCAAUACGUAAACAAAGCCAGGCAUUUAAUUUUACUUCGGGAAGUGUGGUGAAAAAGUGUCAAUAUCUUCAGUUCAUCUCUGUUUAAAAUCUCAUUAUGAAGUGGGAGUAUAAAGAAGAACAUCCCUUCGAGAAGAGGAGAGCAGAAGGCGAGAAGAUUAGGAAGAAAUACCCCGACAGGGUCCCUGUUAUCGUUGAGAAGGCCCCCAAAGCACGAGUUGGUGAUCUUGACAAAAAGAAAUACCUUGUACCAUCGGAUCUAACUGUUGGACAGUUCUACUUCUUAAUACGCAAAAGGAUCCACUUGCGACCAGAAGAUGCUCUGUUUUUCUUCGUGAAUAAUGUGAUUCCACCAACUAGUGCGACGAUGGGGAGCUUGUAUCAGGAACACCAUGAAGAAGACUUCUUCCUCUACAUUGCCUACAGUGAUGAAAGUGUUUACGGAGCAUAAACGACAACACUUACGGUUCUUUUGAAUUGUGGAAUGUGACUUUUUUUCUUAACAACCAGUUCUAACUGGACUAUAGUGUGUACAGCCAUGUCAUUGAACAUGGCCAUAUCAGUAUCAUCAGAACCCUUUUUUCGGGGAUGGACCUAUUAGAUCUUCAGUCUGUUAAUGAAUUCAUCAUCUGUGCAUUAUUUUGGUGGCCAUGAAAAUGUAUGGUUUGUUCUUUGAUUUUGAUUUAAAUAAGAUGACGUAAUUUCUGAGACAUUUUGUUGUUCUGGUCCAUUAAGUUUUUUGCAAAACGUUUUGGAUACUCAAUAAAUUUAAGGGUUGAAAAAAGUGUAGCCUUUGUCUCGUUCAAAGGAAUUUGGAUCUGAGUACACACGAAUUGUAUCAUAUCGAUUAUGUUUUAAUUUGAGUUCUGCAAAAAAGAAUAUUGAGAUUUUCCUUUUCAAAGUACUUCUUUAUGUAAACAAUUGGGCACUGAAGAUCAUGGAACUAUUUUAUGCCAUACGUAUCUCCUUCUAUUCUCUAAAAUUCUAAAAUACCUGGAUUUAGACAAACCGCACUUGAUAGUGGAAAUGCACUAUGCGCAAGCGAUGCCUUGUUUUGAAUUCAGCGGUAAUGGUUAGGCAACCGUAACCGCUUGGGUUGGUGCAAAAUGUGGAAGCUGUCGAAAAGCAAUUAAAACCACAUAUUUCGGUGUUUAAUUUAAGAUAUUUUAGAAUAAAAGUUGAUACCUCACUGUCGGUAUUGAUUGUCUCACCGAAAUUACUCUGGUGGAGCUGAAAUGUUGGCCAAAACUUCGGCUCUGCCUCGCUUUGGUCUACAUUUUCGCUCCACCCUAGUGGUUUUUGCGAGACACCCAAUACCAGUUCGGUAUCAAUUCCUUAAUCAUAGGUAAGAAACUUCUGUUCCUUCAUCAUGGUAAAAGGUAUGGUUAACAAUCUCAAUAUCAUUCCCUGACAGGACAUUUAGAAUCGGGUUUGGGUAAAAUUUCCCUGUAUAUUAAAAACAAAAAUUUUUGUUGUGUAUUCUUUGGUAAUUGUAUGUAGCAAUGGUAGAUAUUAGGGCCUGCCUGAGUGAUUUGAUGGAUUGGCACUAUAAUCAUUUUACGCGCUUCACUUUGUAAAUAUCAUUUCAGUACAAUCAGUCAUAAUUGUAAUUGUAUUAUUCAAUGGAGACUAUAGUCAGCAGUGAGGUUAACAAUAUAAUUAGUUGUAUACCGGUAUUCAGAUUUUGGUUACAUAAUGAUUAGAUAUGGUUAUAUGUUGAUUAUAUAACCAAAAUUUGAACACAGAUGAAGUUACAUGGUCUGAAGCCGUGGAGUUUUCUUAGAAAGAUUUUCCAGAAGCAAAUUGAGGUUCCUUCCCUGCGCUUUAACUUUGCCAUCAUUGCUCGGCCCUUACAUGUCAACAGUGAGGCCGACUUGUAAAAGUAAUCUUUUGACUCACAUUCAGAGUAGCCAGUCGAGGGGGUUGACCACUGCAACUGGUUUCACGGUGGCAGUAAGCCCAGGUUUGGCUGAACAUUUUCUGGAAUGAGGUUUGCAUGAUGAAGCAAACCAAAUCGACUACCGGUAGCAUGUCUGAUGCGUGAAAGGACACUUCCAAGAAACUUCUGACCAAAAUCUGUUUUUGUGACAGUCUUGACUGAGUUGCAUUCUGCUGUCUGCCUUCUUUUAAAUGCGGAUUACCUGGAUCUUCACCCAUUAUUUCUGGUGAAAAUUCUUAGUACGUAGAGAGUUUUUGUGUUCGUCGUAAAUGAGGUUUAAAAUUUUAAAAAGAACUGAACGGAAUUAAUUGACAGCAGCUACGUAGUACUUUUGACCCUCAACUGUUUCAUUUGUACAUAAAUGUUUAUUAAUAUAUUGCAUGAAAACUGCCCUCUGCAGAACUGUUUUGACGGAUAUUUAAUGUUUCUGAUGGUUGGUUGGAGAAUGUAAACUGUCCUAGCUACUUCAGUGAAUCUGGAGCCUUAUGGGGGCGCCUACAUGUAACCAUGGCAACAGAACUUAUCCAAUGGGUUGUGGAUUGUUAGUGACCGCUGGGCUCGAAACGUUUUGGCGGGUACUGUACACCUCUUCUCGGCCAGAUUGAGAAACUGGAGGCCUGUGGGCAAAACUUGUAGCCAUUGAUGACAGAAACAUGUACAUUUUGAGCACUGUCCCUAGAGAAGCGAUACCUCCAUUGGUGUUUGUGUUAGCUGUGCCACAGUCAACCAGUCCUUCUAAAUUCAUUUACUGUGAUGUAGAGCCUGCUCCUCCAGCGUUACAACCUGAGCAAAUCUGACAGUGACAGGGAGAUAUGCCUAAAGCCAAACGCCUAAAAAGACACCUUAUAAUUGAACGGGGAGAUCUGUAGCUCUUUUGAGUGAGUGGGCACAGUACAUGUGGUUUCCCUUCAUCAAACGUGUCCAAAAGGGUGUAUCCCCAGGAGGAACCGUCCGAACGGUAUGUUCAUCUCACCUGACCCAAGUAAGUGGUUAGUUGCUAAUUAGUACGAUUAUGUUCCGAUACAGUGUUUUGGUCAAACAAAUGGAGGCUUAUUGUUGUAUAUGUAAUAUGUACAGUCUAUCUGUUUAUUCAGCAUAUGGGUAUUCAAAUAAAGUGUUAAAACUA
This is a messenger RNA of Lineus longissimus, 3199 nucleotides long. Its product is annotated as gamma-aminobutyric acid receptor-associated protein. The record is from RefSeq and is a predicted model, not a curated record. Gene Ontology annotation, molecular function: ubiquitin protein ligase binding; GABA receptor binding. The transcript is spliced from 3 exons. Gene Ontology annotation, cellular component: cytosol; autophagosome; autophagosome membrane. NCBI's taxonomy places the organism in Eukaryota, Metazoa, Nemertea, Pilidiophora, Heteronemertea, Lineidae. Gene Ontology annotation, biological process: autophagy of mitochondrion; cellular response to nitrogen starvation; macroautophagy. The coding region runs from base 232 to 585 and encodes 117 amino acids.